UCAAGCACAACUGAGUGCUGAUCGGCAGCUUGGCGUGUCCAUGCUCACAUCUGCUUGGGGUUUUAUAUGCAUGCCAGUUCCUGCGUUUUGCAAUAAACCUACACACUGCCGAGUGUUGCACCACAAGCAGCUCAAUGAAGACGCUUCGCUUACCAUCCUAUUCUCCCUGCAACACUGAGCCGUGCGAUGACUGUAUGUACCAGCAGCAUUCACGGUGCUUUCGAGACUUCAGUCGAUCCCAGCGAGGCUACCAGACCUACCGAGAUGUGCCAUGGGACCUUCAAAGAGUUCACCAGUUGGCCACCAAACCGAGAUUUUUCAAGCCCUGGAAGAGUGCUCUAAUCGCCGUGGCUAUAGCGAUUGCGGCAGCAAUCACCUUUGGCCUCCUGGUGUAUUUUUUGGCCUAUAAUCAGAGGCUGUUCUAUUACAAUGGCAACUUUAAAGUCACUAGUGUCCAGUACAGUGAUGUCCUGGCCAGACAAUCCUCAGGAGAGUUUAGAGACCAGAGCGGAAGGAUCGAGAGACUGAUAGACCAGACAUUUCAGAGUUCCAUUUUAAGAAAAAAAUAUAUCAGGUCACGUGUUGUCAGACUGAGCCCCGACACUGGCGGAGUGGUGGCACAGGUUGUGCUCAUGUUCCUUUUCUCUGCCACUGAUGAUAAAGCAGCAUUUCUGGGAAAAAUCAAUAGCGUCCUACAGAAGAAACUGAGUAAAUAUUCUGGGCCUGUGCGAAUAGAUCUUGCAUCUUCUACCAUCUCAGAUAUGAGGCCCAAGAGAGCUGAAACCCUCUUCAGUGACUUUUGCGGGUUACGACAGAAUAGAUCAGCAAAAUCAAAAGCAUCAUCAAUAUCAGAACGAGUAGUCGGAGGGUUGACUUCUGCAGAGCUUGGGGAUUGGCCGUGGCAAGCGAGUUUACGGCAGAACAACAUCCACCGUUGCGGUGCAACGCUGAUCAGCAACACGUGGCUUCUGUCUGCAGCUCACUGCUUUAGAAAAGCAAAUAACCCACGUAUAUGGACUGUUACCUUUGGAACUCUUUUAAGACCUUCAAGAAUGAAACGCUUUGUCAAAGCUAUUAUUGUCCAUGAAAAGUACCGUUAUCCAGCACACAACUAUGAUAUAGCUGUCGUGAAACUCUCGAAAGAAGUUCAUUUUACAAAUAUUGUGCAUCGCGUCUGUCUGCCAGAUCCAUCUCAGAUUUUCCCAUAUAAUUCUGACGCUAUCAUCACAGGCUGGGGAGCACUGAGCGACGAUGGCCCGAGUCCUAAUGUUCUCCAGGAAGCAACAGUGAAACUUAUAGACUCAAACACUUGCAAUAGGAGAGAAGUGUACGAUGGGAUCAUCACACCUGGGAUGUUGUGUGCUGGAUACUUGGAAGGAGGAGUAGAUGCCUGUCAGGGUGACUCUGGUGGCCCACUGGUUAGUCCAGAUUCUAGAGGAAUGUGGUACCUCGUGGGCAUAGUGAGCUGGGGAGAUGAAUGUGCUAAACCAAAUAAGCCGGGAGUCUACACACGAGUGACUUACUAUCGGGACUGGAUCACCUCCAAAACUGGCCUCUAAUGCAGCAGAAGUCACAACUGGACUAAGCUACACAGGCUGCAUGGAGGUCAUGCUCGUCUGUAACUCUACAAGGUGUCAUUAAUCCAUAUAUCCCUACGUCAAUUCCUGUCCAAAGCAAGCACUAGCUUUGCUGCUGGAGAUGUAUAACCCCUUGUUAAUUCACACUGAAGGUGUGAGAUCACCUGCCUCCUCUCCAAGCUCCGAAUCACUCUGGCUUAUUAGAAGAGAGGAAAACACCCCAUCAGAAUGAAAAAAGCUACUGAUUUAUUUAUUUUACUAGUUAAAAAGUGUAUGUACUUCUCCCAGGAAAGGAGAGUUACCUGCCCCAAGGUCUGAUGAUUCCCCCAGCCUUGGUACUCUCAUUCUCCUCCACUGGGGCCUAAACUCUUAACCACUUUUAUUCUAGCCAGGCAAGCCUGGACAGCUCUUCAUUUCAGAGCCUAUCAGCACAGUCCGCCAAUUACAGGACACUGGUUGCAAUUAAGACUCAGGGCAUUUCCCUCCAGUUGCUGAGAGCCUGGCCUCCCCCACUGCUCCAGAACAUGGAAUGAGGACUAGAAAUAAAUCAGAGUAUCUCGCAG
Molecule: messenger RNA, 2140 nt
Organism: Chelonoidis abingdonii (Abingdon island giant tortoise)
Lineage: Eukaryota; Metazoa; Chordata; Testudines; Testudinidae
Product: transmembrane protease serine 11C-like
Biological process (GO): proteolysis
Molecular function (GO): serine-type endopeptidase activity
Source: RefSeq, a predicted model, not a curated record